AUGGUGUUCGAGUGCCAGCACACCCACGUCGUCUCGCUGACCAACCCAGUGGAGAACGGCGUAAUCAAGUCCUCCACCUACCUGGCGGAGGAGGCGGGGUGGAAGCGCCGCUUCGGCGGCAUGGCGGUGAAGACUGAGGGCGUCAGCGAGGCGCACGCCAAGCUCUGGCUGCGACGCCUCAGCCUGCGCGGCGGGGUCGGCCCCCUGCCCCGCCCCGUCUGGCACUGGCACUACGCUGCCUGGCCCGACCACGGCGUGCCGGCGUCGCCGGAGGCGCUGCUGCGGCUGGUGGGCGAGCUGGCCCCCGUGCAGACCCCCAUCCUCGCCCACUGCUCUGCCGGCAUCGGGCGGUCUGGCGUGUUUGCGGUGCUGCUGGUGGCCGUGCGCCGGGCGGAGGCCGCGCUGAGCGGCGCGCGCCCCGCCAGCGCAGAGGACCUGGCCGACCUGCGCGGCCUGGUGGCCGCGUGUCGUGCCCAGCGUGCGGGGUGCGUGCAGACUCUGGCCCAGUACGCCUUUGUGCACACGGCCCUCAAGCGCUGGGCGGGCGAGCGCCUGGGGGAGGCGGAGGACCAGGGCGCGUGA
Messenger RNA from Auxenochlorella protothecoides, 582 nucleotides. Its product is annotated as Tyrosine-protein phosphatase non-receptor type 11. Gene Ontology annotation, biological process: protein dephosphorylation. Lineage: Eukaryota; Viridiplantae; Chlorophyta; Trebouxiophyceae; Chlorellales; Chlorellaceae. Bases 1 to 582 code for a protein of 193 amino acids. The transcript is spliced from 3 exons. The record is from RefSeq and is a predicted model, not a curated record. Gene Ontology annotation, molecular function: protein tyrosine phosphatase activity.